AGAGGACAAGUCACGGACUUGAGCUCUGCAGGAACUGCGUCUUUGGGCUGGAAAACUGAACUCUUCUCAUUUUUCUUUUUGUUAGGAAAGAUGUUGAUGAGUCAGAAGUUCAUCAGCAGUUUUUUUUGCCCGUGAAGCUUCUCUUAUCCUGACCAAUGGGAUUUGGAUGAAAAGGUGAAAAUUGGUUUCUGGAGAUCAGUGAUAAACAUACGCUAAUCCCUGACACUGACGGAUUGAUGUGAGGGAUAUACAUUUAUUUUAAUUUGAAAUCAAUCUGCAAGAAAACCGACUUCAUCUUAAAGAAUGCUUGCAGUGUGGAUAUUUCUCCUGCUUAUCGAGGAAGGAUUUGCUCUGGCACAACAGAAUAAAGAUGGAGCUGCAGGAUCAAAAGGGGUUAGACCGUCUCAAAGGCCGCCACGUUCCUAUCACUGUGGAAACUGGCUACGAACCACAGAAGGUGGUUCCUUCAACUCCCCAAACUACCCUAAAACAUACCCACCCAACAAGGAGUGUCUGUACGUACUUGAAGCCCUGCCCCGCCAGAGGAUAGAACUGCUGUUUGAUCCGACCUUCUAUAUCGAAGCAUCAUUUGAGUGUCGUUUCGACCACAUCGAGGUGAGGGAUGGACCCUUCAGCUUCUCGCCAAUCAUCAACCGCUUCUGUGGCUCAGCCAGUCCCGGGCGUGUGCUUUCUAGCGGACGCUUUAUGUGGAUCCGCUUCUUCAGUGAUGAAGAGCUGGAGGGGAGUGGCUUCCGGGUCGAGUACACCUUUACUGCAGAUCCUGAAUUUCAUCUGCAUGUGGGAGGACUCUUAAACCCAAUUCCAGACUGUCAGUUUGAACUGUCAGGGGCUGACGGCAUGAUUCGAUCCAGUCAGGUGGAUGAGGAAUAUAAAGUGAAGGCAGACCAGGCAGUGGACUGCAUCUGGACUAUACGAGCCCCAACAAACAACAGGAUUUACCUGCGAUUCUUGGAAUACCAGAUGGAAAACUCAAAUGAAUGUAAGAAGAACUUUGUGGCUGUUUAUGAUGGCAGUAAUGCAAUUGAGGACCUAAAGGCUAAGUUUUGUAGUACAGUAGCUAAUGACAUCAUGCUGGACACUGGUAUUGGAGUAGUGAGGAUGUGGGCUGACGAGACAAGCCGUCUCAGCCGCUUCAGGAUGCUGUUCACUUCAUUUGCAGACCCGCCCUGUUUAGGCAGUGCAUUCUUCUGCCACAGUAACAUGUGCAUCAACACUUCUCUGGUGUGCAACGGCAUACAAAACUGUGUCUUUCCCUGGGAUGAAGGCAACUGCAAAGAGAAAAAGAGCAAAGGUGUUUUUCACCACAUCACAAAGACUCAUGGGACAGUAAUCUGCGUGUCUACGGGAGUGGUGCUCCUGCUCCUCAUCAUCUCAAUUCUGGUGCAAGUCAAACAGCCACGUAAGAAGGUCUUGAUACGUAAGAAUAACCUUUUCCACCGGGGUGACUUCCAGGAGGAGUUUGACCCUCCACAUUACGAACUCUUUACUCUCAGAGACAAGGAGAUGUCUGGGGACCUUGGAGAACUAUCAGAGGAACUUCAGUCCUUGCAGGCGCUCAGGAGAUCCUCAUCAGGCUCACGCUGCAUUCACGAACACCACUGUGGCUCUCAGGUUUCGGUCAACUCCAUCAAAGGCAGCCAAGGUGCACUUGGCCUUCGUAGGGGAUCCAUGGAACUUCCUCCUUUACGAGAGGACUUCCAAAAUUCUUUACCUCCCUUCAGGGACUUGAACAGCAGUAUGCGGAAGAAGAGCUGGCCUAGUAUGAAACCAGCCCGAAUGCAGGGCCAUCAAGGAAUAGGGCGAAGAGGGCUGGGGCGGCAGGAUAGAGUGAUGGAAGAGGAGGAAGAGGAGGAAGAAGAUGGAAGGUAUGAUGUGUAUGUACGCAGAGCAGGAAGCCGAAGAGGGAACUAUGAAAUGGCCCAGCAAAGAUCCUUGUCCAUGGACUUCUGAAAAGAAAAAAAAACAAGUGAUGCACAGUAAACACUGCAGCGCAACUUCAGUCAGUGCCACAUUUUUCGAACAGACAGAAAAUAAGAGACCUUUCCCCACAUUGAACAAUGCCUGGACACUAGACAUUAUUGUGCUAUUUGUCAUCUGUGUAAAAGUGAAGACAGAUGUUAAUGCUGUUUAUUCUUCUUUUGUCAAAUACAUUUCUAUGUAAAGCAAAUAUGAUACAUUUAGUUAAAAUAUGUUAUAAUUCAGUGUUAAGGUUAUAAAGAAUGGAUGCUAAAAUCACCUCCCUUUUUAUUUAAUGUGUUGUUACCUGUAUUAAAGAAUAAAUAUCUACAUUUAUGCACCAUUGUUUUAGAAAAAAUGUACUGAUAUAGAGUCAGUUUUAACACCAGAUAUUAAGCUACAGACCAUCUUGGGAUAGGGAUCACAUCUUUGGCAAUGCUCUGACAUACAUUAGUGGGGUUGAAAUUUCUCCUUCUCCACUUCCUAUCCCUCCAAUUCCUUCACCCUUGCUUGGACCACACCAUUUACAACCAUGCCCUCUACAUAUUUAAAGUUUUGUGACUGAAUCUUGAACAUUUGGGACACUAUCGCAGUGACAAAAUCUGUCCACAGAAAAGAAAAACCUGGUAAUGUACUCAAAACUGCCUCCGUGGGAGUUCUUGCUACAGUCGGUCAAGUGUCUCCAGGAGAACAUUUUUCAAUGAUCAUUAACACACAGAGACUUGAGGUGAAAACAAUACCAUACACAUUCAGUCACGGUUGGCAAACAUGCUGCCCUUCCUGGUUACCACCAGCAGUCUGUCAGCUGUGUUGCUUACAGGAGGCAGGUGUAAUUUGAGGCGGGAUUUUUCUAAUGGUGUCACACAACUGUGCAGUUUGGAACUCCCCUCAUAAAGUACAUUGUCAGAGUAUGAUGUUUAAUAACAUGAUUACAUGACCGAAUAACAUCAAACUCGUUGCUGCUUAUCCUUAAAUGUUUAACUUAACACUGAAUAUAACUGAUGUUUUUUAACCUGCCGUUUGGGAAGGAUAACUACAUGUCAGUAAUGUUAUCUUUUCGUCUGAUGAAGAGCGG
Eleginops maclovinus (Patagonian blennie) is the source of this 3052-nucleotide messenger RNA. RefSeq names its product neuropilin (NRP) and tolloid (TLL)-like 2b (gene neto2b). Bases 304 to 1971 code for a protein of 555 amino acids. Gene Ontology annotation, cellular component: postsynaptic density. The transcript has 12 exons. The record is from RefSeq and is a predicted model, not a curated record. Gene Ontology annotation, molecular function: ionotropic glutamate receptor binding. NCBI's taxonomy places the organism in Eukaryota, Metazoa, Chordata, Actinopteri, Perciformes, Eleginopidae.